AUGUUCAAGCGUCUCGUCACCGUCGCCCCUCGCGUCGGCGCUGCGGCGCCCCGUACUUUCUCCCCUCUCUCGGCCCUGCAAUCCGUCCAGCCCAUCCAGAGCCGUGUCCCCACUGCCUCUCCCGUCCAGCGACGCGGAUACCACGAGAAGGUCCUUGAUCACUACAACAACCCCCGCAACGUCGGCUCCUUCAAGAAGGGCGACAGUGAUGUUGGUACCGGCCUGGUCGGUGCCCCCGCCUGCGGCGAUGUCAUGAAGCUCCAGAUCCGCGUGAACAAGGACACCGGCCGCAUUGACGACGUUGUCUUCAAGACCUUCGGCUGUGGAAGUGCUAUUGCUUCAUCAAGCUACCUUACCGAGCUUGUCCGCGGCAUGUCCCUUGAUGAGGCUGGCAAGAUCAAGAACACCGAUGUGGCGAAGGAGCUUUGCCUCCCGCCUGUCAAGCUGCACUGCUCUAUGCUUGCUGAGGAUGCUAUCAAGUCCGCCAUUUCCGAUUACUACACCAAGAACCCCAAGACCAAGUCUACCGACCUGUCCGGAACUGGUGCCUCCAUCCCUGAUGUGACUGCCACUGCCGGUGCCGCUGCUGCUGCCGUUUAA
Penicillium verhagenii is the source of this 600-nucleotide messenger RNA. RefSeq names its product iron-sulfur cluster assembly scaffold protein. Gene Ontology annotation, cellular component: mitochondrial matrix; cytoplasm. Gene Ontology annotation, biological process: intracellular iron ion homeostasis; iron-sulfur cluster assembly. NCBI's taxonomy places the organism in Eukaryota, Fungi, Ascomycota, Eurotiomycetes, Eurotiales, Aspergillaceae. Gene Ontology annotation, molecular function: 2 iron, 2 sulfur cluster binding; ferrous iron binding. The transcript is spliced from 2 exons. Bases 1 to 600 code for a protein of 199 amino acids. The record is from RefSeq and is a predicted model, not a curated record.